Molecule: messenger RNA, 601 nt
Organism: Cinclus cinclus
Lineage: Eukaryota; Metazoa; Chordata; Aves; Passeriformes; Cinclidae
Gene: FABP2
Product: fatty acid binding protein 2
Exons: 4
Coding region: 1-399 (132 amino acids)
Biological process (GO): fatty acid transport
Cellular component (GO): cytosol; nucleus
Molecular function (GO): fatty acid binding
Source: RefSeq, a predicted model, not a curated record
AUGGCAUUCGACGGCACCUGGAAAGUUGACAGAAGUGAGAACUAUGAGAAGUUCAUGGAGGCACUGGGUGUGGGCAUGAUGAAAAGAAAGCUGGGAGCCCAUGAUAAUCUGAAGAUCACCAUCCAACAAAAUGGGGACAAAUUUAGUGUCAAAGAAUCCAGCAACUUCCGAAGCAUAGAGAUUGAAUUUACUCUGGGAGUCAGCUUUGAUUACAGCCUGGCUGAUGGGACUGAAACUACUGGUGUUUGGAACCUGGAAGGAAAUAAACUUGUGGGGACAUUUACCAGAAAAGACAACGGAAAAGUACUUCAAGCAACCAGAGAAAUCAUGGGUGAUGAACUUGUUCAGACCUAUGUGUAUGAAGGAGUUGAGUCCAAGAGAUUCUUCAAGAGGGGCUAAGCACUUCACACAGAACUGCACCAUAAUGAAGAAACAAUAAAAGAUCAUUUUCUACACAUCCUCUGUGUUGUUUUUUUUUUUUUCCCCUUUCCAUCCAGCUGCAGUUACCUAGUCCUGCUGAAAACGUGGGCUGGUUCUUUAUGUCACUGUUUUGCCUUGAAUGAACAAACUCCCAUUACCAGAUGCUAAAAUGUCUUUUGUA